Rotaria sp. Silwood2 is the source of this 1218-nucleotide messenger RNA. The record is from the annotation of a GenBank genome assembly. Lineage: Eukaryota; Metazoa; Rotifera; Eurotatoria; Philodinida; Philodinidae.
AUGACUAGCUAUAAUAGCAGUGUGAUUUUACAUUCUACAACUGGAAAAAAUUUAACUGUUUACAUAUGUGUUCAUCUGGUAAUGCCAUGUGCAGUUGCUAUUGGUAUUAUUGGCAAUCUAUUAUCUAUAUUAGUGUUUACACGUCGCGAAAUGAUUAAAUUUUGUGUAUGCAUAUUGACCAUUAUUCUUGCAGUUAGCGAUAUUCUUUUGUUAGCUACUUCAUUAUUUAAUAUAAUCUUGCCGGAUUUUUUCGGUCGUUCAUUGGCAAAUGAAUCAAUAUUUUGGUGCCAUUUUCAUGGCUAUUUCGAUAUCCUAUUUUCUGCAAUAAGUGGUUACUCCGUUGUAUUUAUAUGCGUUGAAAGAUGGCUUUCUGUAUGGAAAUCAUUUAAAAAAACACAAUAUGUUACAUUUAAAACAACAUUAAUAACUGUUAUCAUAUAUAUAUCAUUAUCGGUAUUUGGUUCUUUAUGGUUUCCGUUUACAUUAAAAUAUAACUCAGAUCAACCGAAAUCCGACGAAAAAUGCAAACUAUCACGACCAAUGAUAUAUAAAAUAUUUGAAACAAUAUCCAUUAUAUUUACUUAUGUUGUAUCUUUCUUUUUUCUUGUCAUACUUGAUAUUCUUAUUGUCCAUCGUUUACAUACUCGUCAAAGUACAUCAAUAAACCGUGCAAUAGUCCAAACUAAUGAUGCAGUUACUCAUGAUGCAUCACCAGGAACAUCAUCAACACGUAAAAGAAUGCAAAAACAACAAAAUAUUGAUCGAAAUAUGACAUUUAUGUUAAUAACUGUUGCUAUUGUCUUUAUGGUUAUGAGAUUUCCAAUCUAUGGGUUGUACAUGCAAAUUCAUCGAAUGACUACACCAAACAUAACUUUAUUUAUAUUAACACAAACAUUUCGUUAUUUAAAUUGUUGCUGUAACUUUUUUCUUUAUUCAGCUACAUCAGCAUUAUUUCGUCACGAAUUAUGUGAAAUAUUUCAAUGGACACAUUCACUUCAAUCAAAUCAUAAACCUAUAAAUAUAAAAGAUGAUCAUACAACAAGACCAUUACUAAAUCUCCCAUUUUCUGCUAUUGAUAAAGAUAAUACUCCAUUGGAACAUGAAAAUCUUUUGUCCUCAACAAUUACAACAGCACAGACAUCAUCAUUAAAAACAUCUGAUGGACAAUUUAACAUUCCUGAUUCAACGAAUGGGAGUAUGCCUUCACAUAAAACAUAG